Molecule: messenger RNA, 1644 nt
Organism: Penicillium soppii
Lineage: Eukaryota; Fungi; Ascomycota; Eurotiomycetes; Eurotiales; Aspergillaceae
Product: spermidine synthase
Exons: 3
Coding region: 1-1644 (547 amino acids)
Source: RefSeq, a predicted model, not a curated record
AUGUCUUUCGAGGACUUACUGCGGCAGGUCGAUCGCCGGCGCUUCGGUACCGGUAUGGCCUUGCUUGUCCUGCUUGCGUUCUAUUCGCCCCUUUCGAAGCUGGUCCUGUCUCCAACAUAUGGAUAUCUCCCCUCGAAGAUCUUCCAUAGUUUUGGAGUGGCCAUCUCCGGCGGACUCGGAUGGCUGUUGAAGGACAAGAUCAUGAAGCGUCUCGGCCGUCUCGGUGGUUACUUGCUCCCUGUGUUGGCAUUCUGGGUUCCUACCAUUCAGUACUUGAUCAAGCAGCAAAGCUCUAAGAUCGGCAACCCAACGGGCCCAGUCAUCACGGAACUGUGCGGCUACUAUCCAUUGAUUCUGCUCACGGUGGCCUAUGCCGGAAAACAAAUCCAGGCUUCCCUGAGACUCGAGGCGCAGGGUGACCUGGUAGUUGAGCAUGUGCCCCUAAUUGGCACAUAUGUGCUCUAUUCCAUCGGCGAACACUUUGCCACAACCCUUCUAUCUUGGGUUAUUGGAACUACUUUCUUGUUCACCAGAGUUGGCAUGCAGAUGAUUCUUGCUGCCUGCUACUCUGCAAUCAUCCCAUCCAAGUGGUUGGUCCUGGCUAUUCCUUCCAUCCUGUUCUCGGUGACUUCCAACGUCCACUUUGCUGGCAUCAACGGCGUAAAUUCUGCUAUCGCGAAUGAAGGGUACUCCCUUCUAGCGCGACAAGAAGCUUACACGGGGUACAUUUCCGUACUGGAGAACGAAAAUGAUGGAUUCCGCGUUAUGCGUUGCGAUCACAGUCUACUUGGCGGCCAGUGGACCAAGAAAACACCAGGCUACCGUCCUGAUGUGGAAGAUCCUAUCUAUGCAAUCUUUGCUAUGCUCGAGGCUGUUCGUUUGGUUGAGCCGGAUCACGGCGUCCCCCGUGUUGAUGCAGACAGCAAGGCACUCGUCAUUGGCCUUGGAAUUGGCACAACGCCCUCUGCACUGAUCAAGCACGGCAUUGAGACCACCAUUGUCGAGAUUGACCCUGUCGUGCACAAGUUCGCCACGCAGUACUUCAACCUUCCACCGAACCACAUCCCCGUGAUUGAGGACGCUGUCAAAUUUGUCAAAAAGGCUGAAUCUUCCUCCAACUCACCCCAAUAUGACUACAUCGUUCAUGAUGUGUUUACCGGUGGUGCCGAACCAGCUGAACUUUUCACGUACGAGUUCCUUUCAGGCCUCCACUCUCUCCUCAAGGAAGACGGUGUAAUCGCCAUUAAUUACGCUGGUGACUUGACUCUCUACCCAACCGGUCUUGUUGUCCGCACCAUCCAAGCCGUCUUCCCAUCCUGCCGCAUCUUCCGCGAAGCACCCGCCGGCGACGAAGAAGACGCUCAAUUUACCAACAUGGUCCUGUUCUGCAAGAAGACCCCCGGACAGAUUAGCUUCCGCGACCCCAUCCCGGCGGACUACCUGCGCAGCAAGUCUCGUGAAAGCUAUCUUGUUCCCACGCACGAGCUCGACCCUACUAUGUUUGCCUCGUGGCCUAAGGGCGGCAGACGGCUACUCGUGGACAAGGAGGCUAAAAGACUGCACAAGUACCAGGAUCGCAGUGCACUGGCGCACUGGUCUAUCAUGAGAAAAGUGCUGCCUGAUUCUGUUUGGGAGAAUUGGUGA